This is a messenger RNA of Cygnus olor (mute swan), 3728 nucleotides long. It is a transcript of the gene RNF138, whose product is annotated as ring finger protein 138. NCBI's taxonomy places the organism in Eukaryota, Metazoa, Chordata, Aves, Anseriformes, Anatidae. The transcript is spliced from 7 exons. The coding region runs from base 200 to 937 and encodes 245 amino acids. The record is from RefSeq and is a predicted model, not a curated record.
CGGCGGCGGCGCUUCCCGAGCCGGGCCCGGGCCGUGGCGAGCCGAGCCGUGCCGUGCCGGGCCCGUUCGGUUCCCCCGCCGCCCACCUGGCGCCAGGUGCCCGCCCGCCAUCUUCUGGCGGCCCCGCGGGGGGCGCCGGUGGGGGGGGGGGGCUGGCGCCUGGCCCCCGCUCCGCGCUGAGAGGCCCCGGCGCCUGGCCAUGGCCGGGGAAGCCGCCGCGCAGCGUUUCGACGAGGAUGAUUUCUACUGUCCCGUGUGCCAGGAGGUGUUCAAAACGCCCGUGAGGACCGCGAACUGCCAGCAUGUAUUUUGCAGGAAGUGCUUCUUGACAGCUAUCAGAGAAAGUGGAACACAUUGUCCUCUCUGCCGGGGGAGUGUGACUAAAAAAGAAAGAUCUUAUCCCAAAAGGGCUCUAGAUGUUGAAAACAAUAUGAAGAAAGCUUCUGGGGGCUGUAGAUGCUGUGAGAAGCAGGUUAGAUUUUCAUGGAUGAGACAGCAUUAUAAAACGUGUAAGAAGUAUCAGGAUGAAUAUGGUGUUUCUUCUAUUAUUCCAAACUUACAGAUUUCCCAAGAUUCAACAGGGAACAGCAGGAAUGAUACAAGAUCUGAUAAUGGAGGGAUGGCUAAUAAUCAAAUACUUCAAGGAGAUACAAGUGGACAUCCAACUUUCAAAUGCCCCCUGUGUCAAGAAGCCAAUUUUACCAGACAGCGCUUGUUGGAUCACUGUAAUAAUAGACAUCUUUAUCAGAUAGUUCCUGUAAUCUGCCCUAUUUGUGUAUCUCUUCCUUGGGCAGAUUCUAACCAGGUUACCAGAAAUCUUGUUAGCCAUCUAAAUCUGAGACACCAGUUUGACUAUGGAGAAUUUGUGAAUCUUCAGCUUGAUGAAGAAGCCCAAUACCAAAACGCAGUUCAAGAAUCCUGUCAUGUGAACUUUUAAAGUAUAGGCUCCCUUCAUCUUACUGGCUAUCUGAGAGAAAAAAAUGUAUUAAUUGUGUUGGUAAUCUGGAGCGUAUAUUAAUAAAAAUGGAAUCCAGUAACUAGUUUUCAGGCUUAAUUUUUUCCACGCCGAUAAGGACUUUUCAUAAGUGAUUUUACUAAAACUCAAACUAGAUAUUUUUACUGAGAUCUGUCCUGGUGGAAUUAGGGACCUUUUUGGAACAUCUCACAGUUGUCUUGAUUGUCUUUAACUUUUACUACUCUGUUAAUUACAAAGUUUCUUAUGUUAAUGACAGAUAUUUUAACUGACCAGUAACAAUUUGAAAACAGCAUGUUGGAAAGCGAUGCAAAGAUGCUCUGUUGCACUGUUGAUUUUUUUUUUUAAGUUCAUUUUUCAUCUACUAAGAUAGCUGUGAGAUAAUCAUUUUUUCUUCUUCCUGCCCAAGGACAAAGUUUUGUUUGAUGUUGUGAUUUGUUUUUUACCAUUGCUGUGUAAAUGAAAAUAAUGCCAAUGUAAGAAAUCAGAAUACUUGUUUUGUAUAGAUCAGCAAUGCAGAGGAGGUUUCUUUCACUUUCGCUGAGAAAGAAUGAUGCCAUUGCCUGGGAAUAAUUACAUCUAUGUUUUCCCUCUUUGAGCAUAACUGAAGUAGGACACUUGCUUAGUAAACUGGAUGAAGAGUUUUCCCUGUACUCCCAACUGUUAAUGAAGACAGUGCUCCUGAUAUAUUUUCUGAGCAAUCCAAGAUGGCAUGCAAAAGGUAUGCUUUCUUAAUAUAUGACUGUAGCCAGCUAGUUUUUCAUAUUUCUGGAGCUUUUUUAAAAACUUCUACAGUUGUUUUAGGAAUUUAAGUUUGGUUCUGUCCUGUCUUUCUUGGGAGACUGUGUAAGUAGAGAACUAAUUGGCUUCAGACCUACCAGUGCUCAGAAAUGAACUUGUUUAUUUUGGUAAAACUGUUUAAAACUUCAACACCUACUGCAUCCGAAGGCUUGAAAAAACAGUUGAGAAUAAAAGCUUCUUUUAAAAUAAUUAACAACAUACUCCUAUUUUAGAUAACCAUACCCCCAGCAAGACAGCUGUUAAAAUCAGAGAAGAAAAUCACCUAGGCAGUUUUGAAUUCAAAUGGAAAAUCCAUUUUUUAAAAUAACAUUCAGAUAUUUAAUACUAAUGGGAGGAAUGGGAAAUAAAGCUGCACAGGUAACUUUUUCAGAGGUUCAGACAGGGUUCUGAAUAUAUUCCUUUUAGGACUGACUCUUCAUGUUGCGUUACUAUCAUCCAUUGGCAAACUGUUGUUCGUAGCGUGUACUGUAUAUGUGGUGAAGAGCAUACUCAGUAGUUUUUCUAGUCUAGUUAAUGAGUUAUAUGUAAUAAUAUCAGUUGUGCAGCAGAAGUACAAUCUGCUUCUUGUACCCUCUCUCCCAUUUGCUCUCCAGGGUUUUGAUUACUCUUUAAAUACUAGAGCAUUUCUUAUUCUAAAACUGUUAAAGGUUGAAAUGCCUCAUUCUACAAUGUAAUGGGUUUCAAAACUGAACCCUAGUUAUAAUAUGUUGAAUGUUGGAACUAAAAUGCUAUACAUUGUAACUUGAAAUGUCUAUCUUCUAUUUUAAAAAAGUCUAAAACAUCACUGAAGGAAUAAUAGCUGGCUCAAAUACAGCUAAAAUCAGCUAUUUCAGAGGUGGUCUAAAAGUUAGCAUCCCUUUUAUAAAACAUGCAUAGUAUUUUUUUACUGGCUUGAUACGGUAUUUUGACAAAGGGCCAGAAUUUGAUCUGGUGCUCCACCUUCGUUGUUUGCCUCCGUAUUCCUAUCUGAGUAUUCUCACUCUGUAAGCUCUAGUGCUUGUUUUGACCACAUACUGUUUUGGUGUGGUUCACUCCAAAUGUGAUCUAACUGAAAAGUUUUAGAUUUUUUUUCUCUGCUCCUCUAUAAAGCUAGCUAUGAAAUAGUGUCCUUAAACAGAAAGAAAUUUCAAGGUAGCCUGAUACUAAAGGUGUAACUUCUUAAAAUAAAAUGACCAUGGUGUUUGGUUUUUAUUGCUGCAUAAAUUUUCUAAGGAAUUUAAUAGUUAUAUGAAACUUUUUUUUAAUUCAGUGAAAUAUUUAUCUGAUCUGGCAAAAAAUGCCUAUAGCCAAUACAGAUUCAGAACACCUCUUGGACACUGGAACUAGUUAUUUCUGUUACUUGAACAUACCUUGAGAAUUGCAAAUAAAUUUACAUCUACUUUAAAACUCUGGGAAAUAUGUUUUUCUAUAGCAAUAAUUAGUUGUCACUUGGUGCAUAGUUGCUGAAGUAGCAUUUUGGUCAUGUUUAAACGUUGAAAGACUCAAAUGCACAUUUUAAAGCAACAAAUGGCUAUAAAUGCAAUAUAAAAAAACCUUGCAAAAUGUUUAUCCUCUUUAUUUGCAUAUACUAAGGUCUGUAUUGGUAGGCGCUGCCUUGAUUAAUGUUUUAUACUUCUAAUAUGAAGAUACUGCAUCCAGUACAUUCACUAGGUAAGCAUUUAAUGAAAAUGAACGAUCUGAUUAAAUAUGCUGCUGCUGGUCAUGGUCUUUCUCACUGAAACUUAAAAACGUUCACAAAAAGCUGUAUAUUUGUAAUAGGUCAUGCUUAUACUCAGAACAUAAAACCUUUACUGGGACAUUGCUGUUGAAAAAUGUUUUCAUGUUCAUGUUGCAUUGUGUAUGGUUUCAAUAUGCUACAUUAUGUUUGAAUUUUACCUUCUGUUUUUUUUCGAUUAAAAUAUUUUAUUUUCUAUUUGUCUUUUUGUUGCAUAAUAAAGAUGAUCAAUUCCUUUGA